CCUCAUCACAGCCUCAGUGCACCACCUCUCCUCUCUCCUCUUGUGCUCUCUGCUCCUGAUCUCCAUGUCCCUCAUCACCGAUGAUCCCGACGAUUCGCCCAGGCACUGCGCCACCAAGCGCCACCACCACCACGGCGCCGGAUGCGGCCGGUUCAGCGGCACCGGGCGCCGGCGGCUCCUGAUCGCGGCGUCGUCGGCGGCGACGUCCAUCAUAGCCUUGGCCAUCAUAUUAUGGCUCACCCUCCGCCCUUCCGCCCCGCGCUUCUCUCUUCUGGCCGCUACCGCAGCAGUCGCCGGUCCCAACGCCACCGGCAUCGCGCGGCUCGACGCCGCCUUCGUGGCGCACAACCCCAACGCCCGCGCCACCGCGCUCUACGACCGCCUCCAGCUCCGAGCCUCCUACGCCGGCGGCCAGCUCUCUGCAGCCGCGGAGCCGUUCGAGCAGACGCAGGGAGACGUCGUGCUCACCGCCUUGAUGUCGUCCUCGUCGUCUGUGGCUCCUGCGGCGGCGGUGGACGUGGGAGAGACGGCGGCGGGCGGGCGGCCCACGUUGCUGCUGAGGCUGCGCGUGGAGGGGCACCUCCGGUGGAAGGUGGCCUCCUGGGUGUCCGGCAGGCGCGCCCUGGCCGCCGAGUGCGUCGCCGUCGUGGUGCUCGAGCAGUCGCAGUCGAGGGCUGUCGUCGUGCAAGGAUCCCAGUGCGCCACCACCCUCCAAUGAAUAUUUCUACGUACAAAUAUAUGUGCACCAGUUUAUUACUUAGUUAA
Molecule: messenger RNA, 765 nt
Organism: Lolium rigidum
Lineage: Eukaryota; Viridiplantae; Streptophyta; Magnoliopsida; Poales; Poaceae
Product: NDR1/HIN1-like protein 26
Exons: 1
Coding region: 65-718 (217 amino acids)
Biological process (GO): defense response to other organism
Source: RefSeq, a predicted model, not a curated record